Molecule: messenger RNA, 2818 nt
Organism: Bactrocera dorsalis (oriental fruit fly)
Lineage: Eukaryota; Metazoa; Arthropoda; Insecta; Diptera; Tephritidae
Product: juvenile hormone esterase
Exons: 6
Coding region: 994-2751 (585 amino acids)
Source: RefSeq, a predicted model, not a curated record
UAAGUAUAUGUAAUAUGUUGUGGUGAAUCGUAAGCAAUAAAAAACUCAAUUUCGAUUUUUUUGAUGUUACGUCAUUAUGCAUUUUAGGUGAUGAUGUGAAAAAUAUUUUUUCAUUUUUGAGACUUAGCUUUACUGAACUACUGAAUUUCGUUUUGGCAUUGUUGACUUCCCCAUAGAUAUUUAUAGUAGGGGCUUCGAAGUAACAUAAGUUUCAGUCUUAUCAUAAUGAUUUCUAAGCUUCCCAAUGGAUGUCAUUGUAUCACUAAAUUAACAAAGAAUUACAGCAUUUCUGUUCUUGAAUGAAAAGUUUAAUCUUUCUAGUAAAUACAUUUGCGGCUUCGAAGGUAUCGAUUCGUAUUCAAUCAAGUCUAAAAUACCACUACCAAAUUAAAUAUAUGUAUUACACAAGAUACCACUUAUAAAUACUUAAGAGGUAAAGUGCAGAUUUACAGAAUAUGUCACUAAGUAAAAGGAAAACGCAGUCCACGUAUUGAUAAAAUGCCAGAAAAAAAUUUCUAAAACAAGUACCUCCAAUUAACAGGAUUAAUGCAAUGCUGUUCCAAUUUCACCAUUGUGUAACAUAUGUAUAAAAACUAAACUAGAAAUUGCUCAAUAUCUUAUGAACUUAAUUCCAAAUUGCAAAUGUGUUCGGUUGACCCGGUUAAUGGCGAUUUCAUUAAUUCAACAAAAAUCGUACGUGACUCGUCUUCCGGCAUACAAUGGUCAACAUUACUAAGAACUGGCAUUGCCACAUUUGCCACAGAAAGUGCGCUGUGCCAUUAGAACACUCCCAUCGCGCCGAACGCAUGCGUGUGGUCAACGGACAUUCUCUGGAUGGUGCAGAUCAUUUGUAAAACUUCACCCACGCAAUUGGCAAUGAUAAUCAAUUUUGAAUGUGCAACGAAAUCAAAUGCCCACCAGCGGUUGCACCUAUAAAAGGGGCACGCUAGCACGGAUGGGACUCAGUUUUGUGGAACUUUCCAAAGUGUUGCAAUGUGGAACUUACUUUGCCUGCGCAGUUUGACUGCAUUCGGUGCAUUGCUCACAGUGCUGGCGCUUACAACUGGCGUCAAUGGUGAAGAUAACAACACAGCAGAGGGACUUGAUCGAGAGCUAUCUGACAUGGUGCUCACCACAGCGUUGGGUAAAAUACGUGGCACACUGUUGCCCUCGCAAAUCGGUCGUAAUUUUUAUGCAUUUCGUGGCAUACCCUAUGCCAAGCCGCCCGUAGGUGCUUUGCGCUUUAAACCGCCCGAGCCAGUAGACCAGUGGUUUGACAUUUUUGAUGCAACUUUCGACGGGCCGCGUUGUCCGCAGCCCGGUCUUUAUAGCGACGAUGUUUCGGAGGAUUGUUUGCGUGUCAAUAUCUAUACACGUGAUUUGCCCACAGAACAGGAACCGAACGUGAAGAAGCCGGUUAUUGUAUUUAUACAUCCGGGUGGUUUUUAUGCGCUCUCCGGACAAAGUAAAAACUUCGCCGGUCCUCAAUAUUUUAUGGAUCGUAAUAUUUUACUAGUUACAUUCAACUAUCGGCUGGGUUCGCUUGGCUUCAUGAGCACCGGCACCGAGGAGGCGUUGGGCAAUAUGGGUCUGAAGGAUCAGGUGAUGCUACUGCGUUGGGUGAAAUUACAUAUAUCACGUUUUGGCGGUGAUCCCAAUUCGGUAACCCUGCUGGGCUAUGGUGCUGGUGCUAUAAGUAUUACACUGCAUAUGGUUUCGCCGAUGUCCAAGAAUCUAUUUCACAAAGCAAUCGUUAUGAGUGGUGCAGUAACGGGACAGUGGCCAUUGCCGGUCGAACAGCUGAACUUGGCUGUACGUCAAGCGGCCUUGUUGCAUUGCACCACCGAAAAUUUAACGGAUAUGAUGAGUUGUUUGAAUUCGAAACACUAUUUGGAGUACGCCAACACUUUGCCGCAUAUGUUCGAGUUCGGACGCAACAAUCCGCUGAUAUUAUGGAAACCUGUUAUCGAACCGGAUUAUGGUCAGGAACGCUUUCUCACAGAGGAUCCAGUAAGAUCCUACCAGAAUGGCAACUUCAUGAAAAUACCCAUCAUAACCGGCAUGACAAAGGAUGAGUUCGCUGGACAGGCAAUAUCAAUUCUUGAGAGCCCGCGUCUACUGAAGACUUUGGCACAUAAUUUUGAGCAAAUAGCACCGAUUUGUUUCCUUUACAGCGCCAACAGUCCUCGUUCGCAGAAUAUUAGUAUGGAGUUGAAGAACGCUUAUUUUGGCAGGGAGUCCUUGGAGUACGCCGGCACACUACAACCAAUGGUGGAGCUUUUCUCUGAUGCUCUAACGGGUUUCGGCGUCCAUCGCUUUGUACAUUUGGCAGCGCGUUCCACCAAAGUCUAUUACUACCGCUUCAGUUUUCAGGGCCAACGCAGUCAUAUUUACUACCCAACGAAUAAACCCUAUGGUGUUGUGCAUCACGAUGAUCUAAUGUAUUUAUUUGUGGAGCCCUCUGUUAGCCGCAUGUUCACUGAGGACGAUAGAGAAUAUCAAAUUGUCGAUAAGCUAACACGAAUGUUUACAGCAUUCGCUUAUAAAGGCGAUCCCAACAAGCAGAGUGACGAAAAGUUGCGCGACAUACGUUGGCGCGCUUUUAGCUUCAAGCGUCAGCACUAUUUGGAUAUUGGCGAUGAAAUUGUACUGCGCGAGGGUCUUAAUACGCAUCGCUAUGAGGUGUGGAAACGUUUAUUUCCCUUGAAUUGGAAGCGCCAGAGCAAACAUGAUCUAUUGGAUUAUGAGUAGAGUGUUUCUUAUUACUUAAAUGGUAUUUAAAUUACGCUGAAUUUGCAAUAAAUUUGAUUUCAAAGAG